Molecule: messenger RNA, 1412 nt
Organism: Chrysoperla carnea
Lineage: Eukaryota; Metazoa; Arthropoda; Insecta; Neuroptera; Chrysopidae
Product: Golgi to ER traffic protein 4 homolog
Exons: 5
Coding region: 108-1157 (349 amino acids)
Biological process (GO): protein insertion into ER membrane
Cellular component (GO): BAT3 complex; cytosol
Molecular function (GO): protein binding
Source: RefSeq, a predicted model, not a curated record
UUAUUCUUUAGGAAAUCAAUUUUGUGGACGUCGAAUUUAAAAGAAAUUUUUCUCAUAUUCUUUGGCUAUCGUCAUUUGAAUAUGAAGUGAGUUUCAAAAUGAAUUAAAUGCGAAGGAGUUUCAUCAAUUUAUUUUAUCUGUCAAAUUGCUGUAUAAUAUAUAACAUGGCAUCAGCAAAAAAUAAUGUACGUGGUGUAUCUCGAGUUUUAACAAAACUCGAAGCAUCCGUAAGUUCUGGCAACUAUUAUGAAGCACAUCAAAUGUACAGAACUUUAUACUUUCGCUAUUUAGGACAGAAAAAAUACUCAGAGGCCUUAGAUUUAUUAUAUAAUGGGGCACACAUUUUAUUACAACAUGGACAGUUAGGUAGUGGUGCAGACUUAGCCAUUUUAUACGUAGAUGUUCUUAUACAAUCAGAUACACCUGUUUUAGAAGAAAUAUUUGAACGAAUAGCAAAAUUAUUUGCAGCUAUUGGCCCAACAAUCCCUGAACGUGAUACAUUUUUAACAAAUGCUAUUAAAUGGUCACAGCAGAACAAUAAACGAGGCCAUGCAAAAUUGCACCAGAAAUUUGCAGACAUAUUUUGGAAAGAGGAGAACUAUGUAAUGUCUAGACAUCAUUUCCUAUAUUCAUCAGAUGGACGAGGCUGUGCACACAUGUUAAUUGAAUUACAUAGAACACGUGGCUAUUUGUGUGAAACAGAUUUAUUUAUUGCUCAGGCCGUAUUACAGUACUUGUGUUUAAAUAAUAAGUUAACUGCCACAGAAGUUUUUAAAACGUAUACAGAAGUACAUCCUAAUAUAAAAACAAAACAACCACCAUAUGCUUUACCGUUACUCAAUUUUUUAGCAUUUUUACUACAAGCUGUUGAAAGUAAAAACCUGGCUGCAUACACAAUAUUAUGUGAAAAAUAUCAACCGUCCUUAAAUAGAGAUCCUAGUUAUGCAAAAUAUUUAGACAAAAUUGGUCAAUUAUAUUUGGGUGUACCACCUCCUAGACAACGUGCAAAUGGUUUAUUUGGUAAUUUAAUACAAAAUUUAUUAAGUGGUUUGGAUAUGGAUUCAGAUGAUGAUGGUGAUCAUCCUGGUACAUUUUCACGGCCGUCUACAUCCUCAUUCUUAGCAUUUACUGGUAUGGGUUCUUCCAGUCUUGACUAAAACAUAGUAAUUUAAAUUCUAGUCAUUUCAUCAUUUUUAAUUUUGUUUAAAUGAAUCGCGAUAGUAAAAAAAAAACCAACAAACAAUUAACUUAAGUCACCCACAUCAUCAUUUAACCUGCAACAAGUUAUUUGCAUUUUUUUUAUAUUCUUACAAAACAAAAAAUGUUUUAUUACGUUUAAUAUUUAUUACUAAUUGUUUUAAAUCCUAUUUUUUUUAAAGAAUAUAACCUUGGCACAAACUAAAGGAUAUUUG